AUGGCCAAAAAAGAAGAUCUCUCGACAACUGCUGGAGACAGUAAAAAUCUUCUCGAGCACUUCAACGCCCAACAAUUAUUCAAUGAAAAGCUUAAAUCCUGGUUCGACGGAUUUGAAAGUGUGCUCAGUACUCAGACUGAUCUAGUCGUGUGCCAUGUCACCGAGGAAAGCAAAGAAUUGAGUUCCCGAAUGGAUAAAAUUGAGUCACGGCUAGAACAAUUCGAAAAUAAAAUGGACCGUAUUGAAACCCUACUAAUUGACAUCUCGUCGGGCUUGAAAAAUAGUCCACCGCAACAGCCCGACCUCCACUCCGAAGACCAGUCUGUAAGAUCCCCGCCUCCAGAGAAGGUUUCAACUUCAGCUGUCCAAAUUGAUGAUGGUAAAGCCCCAGCAGGGUCUCAUGCCAAUAUGCCGGAUGAGAGCAACGAAUUUAACACUAUCGAAGAGACAAAAGAUCCCGUCUUGUCUCCCAGCCAAAAAUUUGUCAAAGAUGCCUGGCCACAAGCAAUACUUCGUCAUGAAAUCAAUCAUGAAACAAACACCAAUGUUAGUAACAAUGUGAUUCUUCGGCCGGAUCUUUUCCUCGAUAAAGCGGACUCUUCUGUAUUUGUGAAGCUUGCUGAAAUCCAAUCGGCCUUCAGAAUUUCUUUGGUUCCGUACUGGUAUUGGCCAUGGCGGCUUUGCCAACAGAUGAGGGACGACUUCCAAGGCACUCGUGUUUGGGCCGAAGAAAAUAUUUUCGUGACAUGGCCAAUGCUCCUGGAGGAAAUUUUCAAGACUAUGCAGCGACUAGGUGUCCUCCAUUCUCCAGGGACUAUUUUCUCCCGUCUCACCGCUAGAAGCGGAGAACACAUCGAUUCCUUCGCUAUGCGAAUAAAAGAUUCUUACUAUCAAUUAUCGAGACUGGAUAGAGAAAGUGACAUAACUCGCAAUGCCCUUUCUUACAUCGUACAAACUUACAUUCCACAAGUUUGGACGCAUCUCCAGCCGAUGAUGGUGGGAAAGCCGAAUUAUCAUUGUAUCGAUACCCUUGUUCAGAUAGCAAGAGGAAUAUCCAUGUGGCCAACACAGGUAAAAUACUGUGUCAACAAAAAUUAA
This is a messenger RNA of Blumeria graminis f. sp. triticale, 1098 nucleotides long. Lineage: Eukaryota; Fungi; Ascomycota; Leotiomycetes; Helotiales; Erysiphaceae. The record is from the annotation of a GenBank genome assembly.